Messenger RNA from [Torrubiella] hemipterigena, 840 nucleotides. Lineage: Eukaryota; Fungi; Ascomycota; Sordariomycetes; Hypocreales; Clavicipitaceae. The record is from the annotation of a GenBank genome assembly.
AUGGUCUGCCAGGACUUGGUUACCAACUACGCCGGGCUGCUUACCACCCGCUUUUUCCUUGGCGUCUUUGAGGCUUCCAUGUUUCCUGGUAGCAUGUACCUGAUUAGUGUCUGGUACAGCCGAGACCAAAUACAGAGCCGAUUUGCCAUCUUCUCCGCAUUCAUCAUGUUGGCUUCUGCCGGUAGCGGGCUACUUGCAUUGGGUAUCGCCAAAAUGGACGGCAUCGGUGGCAAAGCUAGCUGGCGAUGGGUCUUCAUUCUAGAAGGUAUUGUGAUGCUUUUUGUUGGUGUCGCCGCGUUUUUCGUUGUCUGCGACUUUCCUGACCAGGCGAAGUGGUUGACAGAGAGCGAACGAGCCUUUCUCCAGACCCAUCCCAAGACGGAGGAAAAGGCCAAGGACACAAUUAUUUUCCGUGAUUUGGUUGAUUUGUUCAAGAAACCGCACAAUUAUUUUAUGGGAUUUGCAAAUUGCGCCAUGAUUACCCAAGGAUAUGCUUUUGCCUACUAUACUCCAUCUGCCAUCAAAACCUUUGGAUACAGUACUAUUCAGAUCCAACUGCAUUCCGUGCCUCCAUAUGCAGCCGCUAUAGGUUGGUAUCUGACCAAUUUGAACGGGCGCAAGGAGCCUGCCAUCGGAUCGGGUUACCUUGGAUCCAUGGGCAACUUGGGCGGCUUCUUUGCCCCUUUUAUCUUUUCGUCCGAUACCAAGACCCAAUACCGACCCGGAUUUAUUGUCUGUCUCACCAUGUCUGUUGUGGGGCUUACUGGAGUGACGCUCUAUGGAUUCAUGAUGCUGCGCAAGAGGCGAAGGCUGCUAAGGAAUGGUGAAAUAGGCACCUAG